Messenger RNA from Rhodamnia argentea, 1457 nucleotides. Its product is annotated as protein HGH1 homolog. Gene Ontology annotation, molecular function: protein binding. The transcript is spliced from 9 exons. NCBI's taxonomy places the organism in Eukaryota, Viridiplantae, Streptophyta, Magnoliopsida, Myrtales, Myrtaceae. Bases 214 to 1224 code for a protein of 336 amino acids. The record is from RefSeq and is a predicted model, not a curated record.
UAUACAACAUUUGAGAUUGUUCUCGAAGAAACGGAGCAGCCAAGGGGGAACGACGGAGAGGAAGGGAUCGAUACUUUGAUAGGAAAGCGGCUGACGAGCGACGAACAGAGACGACGCCGGUUUGAGGCUGUUGGGUCUCUGAAAUUCUUCUCGAUUCGUUUCGCCACAGCUCUGAACUCGAAGUAAUCACAACACGCACCCACGUACGAAACAAUGGCGACUGAGAUGGAAGAGCUAGUGGGCUUCUUGUCUUCUCCUUCUCCUCCCGUGAAGAAGGUGGCAGUGGACAUUGUCAGUGGAUUAACUGGAAGUGAAGAUGGGUUGCAGUCUCUGGCCACAUUUGAAAAGAUUUUGUUACCGUCAUUGGUUCGACUUUUGAGUGAAAAUAAGGAGGUGUCUCAACCUGCAGCAGAAGCUCUUGUAAAUCUUUCGCAGAAUUCUAACAUGGCAUCCAAAAUGGUCACAAUAGGAAUGGUCAAAACAGCCAUGGAUUUGUUGUACAAACCAGACACAACAAUUUCUAGAUUACUCGUUAUGCUUCUGGUCAAUCUUACGCAGUCGGAUGCUGGUAUCGCGUCAUUGCUCCAGACAGGAGAUGAGAAGGUGCAAGGAUUAUAUGUGAUGAAGCUUGUGAGGUCAUUUUGUAGAUCCUCCAAUGAAUCAGGCGAUGAUUCAUUUGAGCAUGUGGGUUCAAUCCUGGUAAACAUUUCAAAGAAUGAAGCUGGGAGGAAGAUUUUACUGGACCCCAAACGAGGUCUUCUUAAGCAGAUCAUCUGUCAAUUUGAUUCAAGUAGUCCAUUGCGGAAAAAGGGGGUAUCAGGAACUAUUCGUAACUGCUGUUUUGAAGCUGAGAAUCAACUGCAGAAUUUGCUUUUAGUGUCCGAGUUUCUUUGGCCCGCUCUUCUUCUGCCUGUUGCUGGUCACAAGAUCUACGCCGAGCAAGAUACAGCGAAGAUGCCUCUUGAGCUUGGGACUGCAUUGUCAAUUGACCGGGAACCAGUUGAUGAUCCUGAAAUUCGGAUCCAAGCACUCGAGGCAAUCUAUCUAAUCGUGUUACAGGAAGCGGGGAGGAGAGCCUUGUGGUCCGUCAACGCGCCAAGGAUACUUCAAGUAGGUUAUGAAGAUGAGGAAGAUCCUAAAGUAAUGGAAGCUUACGAGCGGAUUGGCUCGUUGCUUGUUCACGGUGGUGGAACGGAGGAAUCAACCGCCGAAGCAACCAAGUAGCUGAAUGUAUCUUGCACACUUCGGUCAAGAAAGUCCUUGUGAUUCUGUUUUCCCUCAAGGGACAAUGGUGACUGUGAAGGUCAUUGUAUCUCUGGCUUCAGGUUUAUUUGUGCUCUCUACAUAGCAUGUAGCUCAAUAUACGCUAUGAAAAAUGAAUGAUGUUUAACUUGCUCAGGCAGGCACCCUUUUAUUUUCUCGGGUGACCAAUGCAGGCAGUAAGGAAUUUCUGAGUA